UUUCGUUUACAGAAUCGACUUCGCACAGCUGAGGGACUAACACGAGCUGAAAGCAUACAACGUUUGGAUUAUUUGAAACAACAUUUACUAGAUUUGGAGCGACAAUAUGAAAAGAGUAAACCAUUAGUGAAUCUAGUAGAUAACAUGGUAAAAUUGGGUUCUUUAUAUCGCAAUGAUGUCAAUGGAAGACAACCACAACGGCCUGAAGCAGUGACACUUGACCGUUUGGAAUUCAAUCAACGUUUACAAGAACGUCGUCUAUUACAAGAAGAGCAAAAGCAAUGGGAUCGUUUGACUCCAAAUAAUAGUGAAUUGCAGUCUAAGGUUGAACAAUUGUAUCACUUGGAUCAAUUGUUGCAAGAAGAAUCGGGUACCUUACAAAAUUUGCAGAAAGACAAAGAAGAUUUGGAACGCGCUUUGGGUGGUUUACGUGCUCGAAUACAGGAUACUAGUGGUCCUCCACUGGCACUAGAAGCUGCUAAAAAGCAGCAACAUAUGUUAGAACGCGAAUUAUCGCGGGUUCAUCAAUUACUGGCGGAGAAUUCUAAGAAAUUGGAACAAACUGUAGCUGGCAAUACGCGCUUGGAACAGGAAUUGCUGAUACUACGCCAAAAACUACAAACGACGCGUGGUUCACAAAGUAAACUCAUCUCUGAUACAUACGCGAGCAAUACAACUGCAAUGUUGGAAUCAGAAUUGAAACGAGUACAAACACUAGUGGGUGAUAUGCAACGACAACGUCAAGAGCUCAGCACAGCAGUGCGACAGCUAACCGAAAAUUCCAGUCGUUUGUACCAAGAAAUCGGGAAUAAGGACAAUCUCAGCAAUGGCGGUAGCAUAAAGAAGCGUGCAAACUCUACGUGCUGGGUUGAAACCGAUUUGGAUUCAAUGCUGAGUGUAAAUCGCAAAUUAAAUGAUUCCAGCACAAAUUUGUCCACACCACUUUAUGUGGACACCAGUUCAGCCAAUUCCAAUGCAAAUAUAUUGAAUUGUUCCAAUACAUCGAGCAAAUUGAGUGAUUACAAUACUGGCGAUAGUCUGAACAACGAACCACAACGACGUCUAUCGGUUAGUGAACGUCAACACUAUCGUUACAACGAUUCCAGUGACAAUAUCGAAACCAGUGGAGUGGAUAGUGAUGGUUUUCUCGACACAAAUCCAUUUGCAAAUUUGAGUAAUCAAGAAAAACAGGAAAUCAAAACAGUACGCAUUGUGAAACGUGAAUCGGAGCGACGCCAUAGAGAUCGUAGUGAACGAAGUGGUUUAAGUAAUUCCACACAAAAUUUGGAUCAAGUUUUAGAAGAAGAACAAAUGCAUGCUGCCAUGAGCGCUUAUCAACAUACCAAUGGUGGUAUGAUUGGUAUGGAGGAUUAUCACACUAACAACCGUUCUAAAUCACUGCCGCGUACUUACACUGAACCACCAAAACCAAGACAUCAUCAUAGUAAACAUCACAACAAACAAAAUGGUCAUUAUCAUGGUUCUGCAACAACAACAAAUGGCAUGAAAUAUCCUGAUUACUAUAGUAACAGUUAUGAUAAGAACAGUAACUAUGCACAUCAUCUAACAAAUGGCAUGAGCAGAGAACAUCUUAAUCCAUUAGCGAAUGCUUACUUUGCUAAACAAUUACAACAACAGCAACAACAUCAAAUGAAUAUACACUCACGAGAUUCCUCACAAACGGCUUUAAGGCAAAAAACUGAUUCUAUGCAAAGUUUGAAUAAAAGCAUUACCGAUUUAAGUCCAGGCCCUGUUUUCCAAAGUGAAGUUGCGCGUCAGAUUAUGAAUGAAAUGUCUGCUGGUUCAGCUUCUGAGGAUACUGAGAAAGUUAUAGAAAAGGUCCCAUCACAACACAAACAUAGACGAGCUGUACCACGCGAGAAACGUCGUCACUAUACUGCACCCAACAAUGUCAAUGUUAAAGCUAUGGAACAUGUUCAAGCUGAGAAUGAUAUGAACAGAAAUAAUACUAACUGGCGUGCUCGAGAUGAUUUAGACAUGGAGGUAGCAUUACGUCCACGUAUGAAUGCACCGGACGUUGUACGUUCUGCAUUGGGACAUGGAGAAAAAAUUUCUGAAAACACAAUAGAUAAUCUAUUAUUGGCACCAAACAAAAUUGUUAUACCAGAACGAUAUAUACCAGAAAAGACUCCAGAACUAUCGCCUGAAGAAAAGAAACGUCGACAGGAAAAAGUGGAAUCCAUUAAGAAAAUGUUAGCUGAAGCGCCAAUAAGUACAGCCAAUGAAAGUGAGUCCUUGCCUCCUAGCAAAAUAAAUGCGGAGAAAAAACAGCGCGAACAUCUCUUGCAAUUGAAUCAAAUUUUGGCGCAACAAGUGAUGCAAAUGAGCAAAAUAGUAGCUGAAAAAGCAAUGGCAAAGGUUAGUUCCAAGAAAAGUUCACCAACUAAUGAGGAUGAAGACCGAAAGUCUGAAUCACCAAGCGAUCCACUGCCGAUUUAUCAAAAACGCGAUAAUUAUUUUAGUUAAAUAAUAAAAAAAACAUAACUAAACUAUAUCU
Molecule: messenger RNA, 2518 nt
Organism: Teleopsis dalmanni
Lineage: Eukaryota; Metazoa; Arthropoda; Insecta; Diptera; Diopsidae
Product: protein Daple-like
Exons: 7
Source: RefSeq, a predicted model, not a curated record